CCCGUAUGACCCGUCAGAGGUGACGGUCAUCAGUGACCAUUUCGUUUGCCCGUCACAGGUAUCCCGUCAGAGAUGUGAGGAUCUGGUGUAGUGGAUGCAUUGGUUAAUGGCUAGUAUUCCUAGUCAAUUUGCGUUUCUAUUAAUUGGUAAUCGUCUUAUAUAUCAAAUUUCACAUAUACAGGUACCCUGAUGAUCAGUACGAUCGGUUCUGGUCCACAGAUGAAGCCCAUCCCUUGUCGACAAACAUUUCCACCCAAACUACCAUCCAACCUAGCACCGAAUUUGCGGUGCCCUCGCCUGUUCUCCAGAAAGCCAUUGUGCCGAGUGGCAACUCCAUGAAACUAGUUUUCUUUUCCGGCCAAGUAGACGUCCUUCUUCGUAACCACUUCGUGAUCCUGCAUUUCGCUGACUUCCAGAACAACAAGUCCCGGGAAUUUACAGUUUCCAUCGACAACGGCGUGCAUAGCAGCCCAUACAGUACACCGUACCUAAAUGGUUUGUCAGUCACCGGCAGCUGGUCCAGCGAUUCUGAAGGCAAGUAUAACUUCACCAUUGCUGCAACUGCCAUAUCAGCUCUGCCCCCCAUCCUCAACGCUUACGAGGUCUACGGUCGUAUUGUCCAUGACAAUCCAACAACGUUCUCCCAAGAUUUUGAUGCGAUCAUGGCUAUUAAAUAUGAGUAUGGAAUAAAGAAGAACUGGAUGGGUGAUCCUUGUUUUCCACAUGAAUAUGUUUGGGAUGGUGUGAAAUGCAGCGAUGCAGGUGAUAAAAUCAUGAGGAUAAUAUCUCUUGAUCUUUCCAACAGCGAAUUGCAUGGGUCGAUAUCCAAUUCUUUCACAUUGUUUACUGCCCUCAAGUACUUAAACUUAUCAUGCAACCAACUUAAUGGGACAAUUCCAUACUCCCUCCUCAAAAAUAAUGGAUCAAUUGAUUUCAGUUAUGAGACUGAUGGAAAUAUGUGCAAAACACCUGUUACUCCAUCCCUGUCAAGAAAUAGAGCCGUUACCUUGGCUGUUUCCGUAGUGGCCCCAGUGCUGGUACUGGCCAUACUUGUUCUCACAUAUUUGAUAUGGAGAGCCAAAAGAAAGCUCAAUACUUCUUCAACUGAUCUUGCCAUGGUACCAGAACUCAGGGGUGCUCCUGGACAUAUCACAAAUCAUUGGGACCAUUUACAAGAACCUGAAAAUCGCCGAUUCACGUAUCAGGAGCUAGAGAAGUUUACUGAUAACUUCAAACAUUUAAUUGGGCAUGGAGGCUUCGGGCAUGUGUACUACGGUUGUUUAGAAGACAGUACUGAGGUUGCUAUCAAGAUGCGGUCUGAAUUGUCUUCGCAUGGGCUUGAUCAAUUUUUAGCUGAGGUUCAGAGCUUGACCAAGGUGCAUCACAGAAAUCUUGUUUGUUUGGUUGGGUACUGCUGGGAGAAGGAACAUUUAGCACUUGUCUACGAGUAUAUGUCUAGAGGCAAUCUUUGUGAUUAUCUAAGAGGGAAAAUUGGUAUGGGAGAAAAUUUGAAUUGGAAGACACGCGUAAGAGUUGCACUUGAAGCUGCACAAGGCCUGGAUUAUCUCCAUAAGGGUUGCAACUUGCCAAUAAUUCAUGGGGAUAUGAAGACGAACAACAUUCUGUUGGGUCAAAAUUUUAAAGCAAAAAUAGCAGAUUUUGGAACUCAUAUUUCAGCCGUUGCAGCUGGAUCUAUGGGUUAUAUUGACUCUGAGUACUACACCACUGGUAGGCUCACCGAGAGCAGCGACGUUUACAGCUUCGGCAUUGUUUUACUAGAGAUAACAACUGGCGAGCCUCCUAUAAUACCUGAAAAAGGUCACAUUGUUCAACGUGUGAAGAAAAAGAUUGUCAGUGGUAACAUUAGCUCAGUUGCAGACGCACAUCUUGGAGGUGCCUACAAUGUUAGCUCCAUGUGGAAAGUUGUUAACAUCGCCAUGAUGUGCACAACAGAUAUAGCUACUCAAAGGCCAAAGAUGGCUGACGUGGUUGUUCAGCUGAAGGAAAGCCUAGACUUGGUGGAAGUUCAAGGGGACAGAGGAGACAAGGAAAACCUAGCAAGUGAUACCAUGUCUUCGAUGUCGACAUUUGGUCCAUCGGCAAGAUGAUUAAAUAAUACAUACCUAGCCUUGGCUUUCACUACAUUGAUGGAUCCCUGUGACAAGUCUAUAACGAUAUAUACAAUGUGCAUGCACAGCCUGUUUGUUUUGUUAAUGUCAAUAAUUGAGACAGCCAGUAUAAAACAUAGAUGUCAUGGAAGGAUCAUGAUAGGUGUGUAUAUGGCCCAUAAUGUAUAGUUUGCAUCUAUCUAUGUGUGUCAACUAUUACUCACAUUAGCUCCAAUAUUCUUCUGAUACUACAACUCCAAUUAAUCCUUAGCAAAGAUUGUUUGCACAUUUCCUUAUUGCUUCUUAUGUCCUAUUUCACAUAAUCUAUCAUUAGUACUUGUAUGCUCCAGCA
Oryza sativa Japonica Group (Japanese rice) is the source of this 2460-nucleotide messenger RNA. Its product is annotated as probable LRR receptor-like protein kinase At1g51890. Gene Ontology annotation, biological process: protein phosphorylation. Gene Ontology annotation, molecular function: protein kinase activity; ATP binding. Lineage: Eukaryota; Viridiplantae; Streptophyta; Magnoliopsida; Poales; Poaceae. The record is from RefSeq and is a predicted model, not a curated record.